CCCUCGUCUUGUUCCCGACCCAACGCGCCGCCGCCAAGGGAACCCCUCGCGUUGCGAUGUCGUCAACGGAGAUGCAGAUGCGAUUCUGCCGGGGAUCAGGGGAAACAGUGGAUUCGUUUCACGCCUCCCGCUACCCCAGCCCUUCCACGGAGGAUCCGGCUUGCCUGCUCCCUCGCCGUGCUCCCACUCCAUCCUACGCUUCCACGGAGGACCUAGGGGAUCUCCAUGAUUCGCUGGAGGAGGUGGAUGUAGUCGAACUCGACCCCCAUGACCAGCCGGCGCGCAUGGUCGCAGAUCCUGGUCAGAUUGCCUGGCAUGCCCUGGACCUCAAGUUCCCACGCGAGGAGAGCGAAUCAGACUGGAGCGACUGGAGCGAGGGCGAUGGCCGACUGAUUGACGGGGAGGAGAAAGAUUGCCCAGGGAAUGAAGUAGUCGAUAGCGAUGAUGAUGAUGAUGACGACGACGACGACAACUGCAAUGUUCAAGUCGUUUACGAGGACAAAAGCCCAAACACGAAGAUAAUCUGCCCAGGAAAGCUCUAUCCUGAGAGCGAAGCAGAGGAAAUUGAGCUGGAAUGGAUUGAGAGCUACUGCAAGCAGAUGGGAGAAUACUCGGAACUGUUUGAUGACAUUCUGGCCCGGGAGGACCACGACGAUUUUACUACUUUGCCUCCUUUUCCUAUGAAACUGCUCCCUCCCACAACAUCUCUAUGCUUCAUGGAUGGCGGGUACUGCUACCACAGUCUUUACAAGACCCAUGAUACUUCUACCACUGCAUCAACUCUUGGAUAUCGCACACCGCAACAGAUGCUACAGUUCUUUUCGAUGCGUUUAUCAAGCUCUGGGCUCUCCUAUCCCAUUAGUGUGUAUGGAAUACUUGCUGUUCGCGACGACUUGGACCAGCGACGGAAUUAUCUCUUUAACUGUCCUAGAGAUACUGCUGUAGAGAUUGUGAAUCAGGAAUCCUUUGACUUGCCUCUUUGUAGCCCGUGUCGAGGAAUAUAUGUACUGGACGAGGCACUACUAGAAGUUGAUCUCUGGGUAAAGAAGGAAGGGAAUGGAUCAGCUGACAAGCAUAUACUUUCUGCAUAUGCUGAGAUUGAAGUCCGUGCAAAUUUUGAUAUUAUGCUGGGUGGUCGGAUUCCUGGUGUUGAUUGCAACUUGGACCUGACAUACAUGAUCAUUGCACGAAGUAUUGAGGCGGUAGUACAAGUCUAUGCAGAGGUUGACCAUCCUCAUCACGUGAAGUUCACUGCUUUAAGCACUGGCUAUGACGAUGAGAUUGUGCUGUUUGAUGACAAGAUAUCUGGGAGUGUGAAACUGUUCCAACAUAUUGUCGCGGUUAAGAGAAAUGAAAAUUUGGAUGUUCUUCUAAGAGUCGAUGAAUCGCUGUUUCAGUGGACUUUUCAUGAUGAGUAUGUUGGACCCGUCAGUUCUCCCGAUGACUCAAUCCUUCAGUAUGGCCAGUUUUUUGUGAGGGUGCUUUUUGCUCCAAAGAACUCUGCAUGAAGCCCACCGCCGGCCUCCUGCAAACUGCGAUUAAGUGAAGACUCAGUUCUUCAGCUUGGCCAGUUUCUUGUGAGGCUGCUCCAAAGAACUCCACAUGAAGACCAUCGCCGGCAUCCUGACAAACUGCGGUUUAAGUGAAGGGCUGAAGGUGUCCUGUGCCUUCUACUUAGUAUAGCAUUAUAGUCCAGUGUGUUAAGCUGAACCGCUGUAAACCUCAACAUGCUCAAUGCGUGCAUAUUCUCUGCCUGCCUGCUAUGUGUUUUUGACUUGUAUCAUCCAGUGGUCGUGAUGCUGUCUUUGAAACCUUGGCAUGCACAAUUUGCCAAUUUGGUCAGCACAAAGCGCGUUUUGAUGUUGGUAUGAGACAGGCAAAGUGAAGGCUGAAGGUGUCCUAUGCUGUUCUA
Molecule: messenger RNA, 1912 nt
Organism: Triticum dicoccoides
Lineage: Eukaryota; Viridiplantae; Streptophyta; Magnoliopsida; Poales; Poaceae
Exons: 6
Coding region: 57-1508 (483 amino acids)
Source: RefSeq, a predicted model, not a curated record